CCUUGUGGAGUCCGAAACGUGGCCACGCCCCGGUCACCGGAAAAAUCCGUGUGACGUCACAAAAACCUACGCGUCGCGCGGUGGGCGGGAGUUGGCGGACGGUCCCUGGCUGCGUUCUGGAGGCCCUGGGACAGCGGAAGAGGCUUCAGACGCUGCAGCGAUGCCUCGCCCACGGCGGGUCAGUCAGCUCCUGGAUCUAUGCCUUUGGUGCUUCAUGAAGAAUAUUUCCAGAUAUCUCACAGACAUUAAGCCUUUGCCUCCCAACAUAAAAGACAGACUGAUUAAAAUAAUGAGCAUGCAGGGACGGAUAACAGAUUCAAAUAUAAGUGAGAUUUUACAUCCUGAAGUCCAAACUCUAGACCUACGGAGCUGCGAUAUAUCAGAUGCUGCUCUCCUGCACUUGUCUAACUGUAGAAAACUGAAGAAAUUAAAUUUAAAUUCUUCAAAAGGGAACCGAGUUUCUGUAACUUCAGAAGGAAUAAAAGCUGUGGCUUCAUCUUGUUCAUACCUACAUGAAGCUUCUUUGAAAAGAUGCUGCAAUCUCACUGAUGAAGGAGUCGUUGCUCUUGCACUCAAUUGCCAGCUGCUAAAGAUCAUCGAUUUAGGUGGCUGCUUAAGUAUUACUGAUGUGUCCUUACAUGCACUAGGAAAAAACUGCCCAUUUUUGCAGUGUGUUGACUUUUCAGCUACUCAGGUAUCUGACAGUGGUGUGAUUGCACUUGUUAGUGGACCUUGUGCCAAGAAAUUAGAGGAGAUUCAUAUGGGACAUUGUGUAAAUCUGACUGAUGGGGCUGUAGAAGCUGUCCUUACUUACUGUCCUCAGAUACGUAUAUUACUCUUCCAUGGAUGCCCCUUGAUAACAGAUCAUUCACGAGAAGUGUUGGAGCAAUUAGUAGGCCCAAACAAACUAAAGCAAGUGACAUGGACUGUUUAUUGAUGCUUUUUUGAAGAUGAUCAAUACUAGGAAAGCUUAUCAAAACUACUUUCCCAGGAAACCAUCUAUAGAGAUUUGCAUUCUAUUUAAUGUUAACACUACUUUUAAUUAUUUUAUUGUCUUAAGUUAUAACUCUCAGAGAAUUAGCUGAGUCUUGGUAUAUACAUGUUUGUGCUUUACUCUUAAACAUCUUAAUAGUGCUAUUAUUCUAUA
Molecule: messenger RNA, 1147 nt
Organism: Mandrillus leucophaeus (drill)
Lineage: Eukaryota; Metazoa; Chordata; Mammalia; Primates; Cercopithecidae
Gene: AMN1
Product: antagonist of mitotic exit network 1 homolog (S. cerevisiae)
Exons: 7
Coding region: 161-937 (258 amino acids)
Biological process (GO): SCF-dependent proteasomal ubiquitin-dependent protein catabolic process
Cellular component (GO): SCF ubiquitin ligase complex
Molecular function (GO): protein binding
Source: RefSeq, a predicted model, not a curated record